Molecule: messenger RNA, 1167 nt
Organism: Stereum hirsutum FP-91666 SS1
Lineage: Eukaryota; Fungi; Basidiomycota; Agaricomycetes; Russulales; Stereaceae
Product: phosphatases II
Exons: 5
Biological process (GO): regulation of exit from mitosis; protein dephosphorylation; microtubule cytoskeleton organization
Cellular component (GO): centrosome; spindle pole; nucleolus
Molecular function (GO): protein serine/threonine phosphatase activity; protein tyrosine/serine/threonine phosphatase activity
Source: RefSeq, a predicted model, not a curated record
AUGGCCCCAAACUGCGAGCCACUAUGCCAUUUCGGCGACAGACUCUAUUUCACCACAUUUCCCCAUCCUGCGCCGAAACAGUCGACUCUGAACGAUCUCAAGGAUGGCGACAAGCCUCGCGUACGAGGCAUGGCCAAGGGUGGUCCCUCAGUCACCCCAGACGAUGACGCGAAAUAUUACUACUUCACCAUCGAUGACCAGCUCGUCUACAUGUCCUUCUAUCAGGAUUGGGGUCCUCUCAACAUCGCUAUGGUAUACAAGGCCUGCAUCUACAUUCACUCAUUGCUAGGCGACGAGGAACUGUCUUCUUACAGACUCGUGCUCUACACUUCCGAUGAUCCACGGCGUAAAGCUAAUGCGGCUCUUCUCAUGGCUCUCUUCUCGCUGAUCGUACAACAACGCGCACCGUGGGACGCCUUCCAACCCAUCGCCGAGCUCGAAUUCAUGCCCUUCCGCGACGCAGGCCGCGGUCACUCCGACUUUAACCUCAACAUCCAAGACUGCCUCUGGGGCGUCUACAAAGCCAUGCAGAACGGUCUCUGCGACCUGAACGAAUUCGAUGUGAACGAGUACGAGUAUUACGAAAAGGUCGAGAACGGUGACUGGAACUGGAUCACACCAAACUUCAUCGCGUUCGCGUCGCCGAUGGAUCCGACGUGGGUGAAGGGACAGAAGGAUAAGGAGAAGGAUAAGGCUGAGGCGACGUUCGCGGCUGGGUGUUUGCCGGCGAGAGCGGGUUCGGGGAGUAAAUUGGCGUUGAAGAGGAAGCUGCCGACGCCGUUUAUGAACUGUCUGGAGUACUUCGAGCAGAGGAACAUCAAGAUUGUCGUCAGGCUCAACAACGAGCUCUACGAUCGGAAUACCUUCCUCGAACGGGGGAUCAAUCAUCUCGAACUCUACUUCGAUGAUGGAACCAAUCCUACGGACGAGAUCGUGCGGAGAUUCAUUGAUGUGUCGGACGAGGUCAUUUCAGGGGGAGGCGUCGUCGCUGUGCACUGCAAAGCAGGCCUUGGACGUACAGGAACCCUCAUCGGCGCCUAUCUUAUCUGGAAAUACGGCUUCACGGCUUCCGAAGCCAUCGCCUUCAUGCGCAUCGUCCGUCCCGGCUGUGUCGUCGGUCCCCAACAACAGUACAUGUACUGUAAACAGCUCGAAUGGGCCAAAUGG